Molecule: messenger RNA, 4217 nt
Organism: Ceratina calcarata
Lineage: Eukaryota; Metazoa; Arthropoda; Insecta; Hymenoptera; Apidae
Product: breast cancer type 2 susceptibility protein homolog
Exons: 6
Coding region: 198-4148 (1316 amino acids)
Biological process (GO): double-strand break repair via homologous recombination; regulation of DNA-templated transcription
Cellular component (GO): nucleus
Source: RefSeq, a predicted model, not a curated record
GCUUGUUUUGUCACUGCUGUGGAUCAUCGGCAAUGGCAACGUGUGUACCUACACCAACGAACGCCAUUCUUACAAGUAGUAAAAGUUCCCAUUGAAAAUAAAGCUUUUCCAACGCCACCUGUGCUACCUUUAACUACAUAUACAUAAGUCUGUUUAAUAAAAGAACUUCUACAGUUUAUAAUAGAAACUCAGCCGAUAUGAAUCUUAACAAUCAGUUCAAGACUGCACGUGGUGGUGUGAUUAAAUUAUCCCAGCAGGCUUUGUCGAGGGCAGAGAAACUUUUUGAUGAUAUAAAUAAAGAAUCUGAUAACUAUCAAGAAACACAUAAAACUGAUGAUAAGACUGAAGCAUCUGUAAACUCUAUGAGUUUGACAGAUGAACUCCCAUUUGGUUUUGCUACUGCCAGUGGCAGUCUACUUAAAGUAUCUAACGAAAGUUUAAAAAAAGCAUAUAAAACUUAUAAUGAAGUAUCUAAAGAAACCGAUGAGGGUACACAUAAAGUAAAAGAUAGAGUUGGUACACCUCAAUCAAUUGUAAAUCAAAAGACAUCCACAGUUAUCAAGAAUAAAAAUGAACUUUCAUUUGGUUUUGCUACUGCCAGUGGCAGUCCGAUCAAGAUAUCUACCAACAGUUUAAAAAAGGCAUAUAAAACUUAUAAUGAAGUAUCUACAGAAAUUGACGAGGGAACACAUAAAGCCAAAGAUAGAGUUGCUACACCGCAACCAGUUGUAAAUCAACAGUCGUCCACAGUUCCCAAAAAUAAAAAAGAAUUUUCAUUUGCUUUUGCUACUGCCAGCGGCAGUCCAAUCAAGGUAUCUGACAGAAGUUUAAAAAAGGCAUAUAAAACUUAUGAUGAAGUAUCUACAGAAAUUGAUGAAGGAACACAUAAAGCCAAAGAUAGAGUUGCUACACCUCAACCAGUUGUAAAUCAACAAUCGUCCAUAGUUCCCAAGAGUAAAAACGAAUUUUCAUUUGCUUUUGCUACUGCCAGCGGUAGUCCAAUCAAGAUAUCUGAUGAAAGUUUAAAAAAAGCAUAUAAAACUUAUGAUGAAGUAUCUACAGAAACUGAUGAGGGAAUACAUAAAGCUAAAGAGAGAGUCAAUACACCUCAACCACUUAGAAAUCAAAAAACAUUCACAGUUACCAAGAGUGAAAAUGAAUUCUCGUUUGGUUCUGCUACUGCCCUGGACGAAGUUUCACGAAAUCUUGGAGGUGGUCUUGCAUUGUUUAAACCGUUACAAAAACGAAAAAUCGAUCCUGAUAAUCAAGUUACAUUAAAUAUAAGGACGAGACAAAAUCAGUUCAAGAAACUACGGUUUAGCAAUGAAUACCCAAUUCCUGUAAUUGUCUGUGACAACUCGAGAGAAAUUUUGAAAGAGGGAGAGAAUCAAUGCAACAAUACCAAAGAUUGUAAUCGUAGGACAAACAAUAAUGAAGUAGUUGAUAGCUGGUUAAUAACACAUGAAGUUGAAGCUAGUACCAGUGCACUCUUAGAUGAUGAAGAAAAUUCAGAUGGACAGUGGGUGAAACCCAAAGAAAUAGUAGAAAAUGAAAAUACUGACGUUGUUCCAUGCAGUCCUAUAAUGGGAAGUCAGCUUAAAUCUCAUAGAAGAAAAAAUAGAGGAAGGAAGAGAGUUCAAAAUAAAGAGAACUCUAUAUGUACAGACGAAGGGAAAUCAAAUAAUGAUAUGACAAAGGAGACAAAUAAGGAAAAUGAAUACUCAACAGAGAAACAAGACUUAACACAACAUAAAAAUCAUUGUGAAACUUCGGAUUCUAUUGAAUUUGGUGAUUCACCAUUAUUGAUGGAGUUUAUAAAUCAAUCUAUAACUAUAUCAGCAAGACGUUCGGAUCUUGCUUUAGAACAAGAUAUGAAAAUCAAAUCAAAACGGAUAAACAAGCCCAAGCCAACGAUCAGUAAAUUAUAUUUCCAUAAGCAAAUUAAUUCUAAGAAUCGUAUUAGCUGGCAUGAGCUCAGUGAAGGAAACGAACCCGUUCCAUGCUCAUACGACGAGCUUAUUGAACGAAAAUUACCGUCUGAAAUUUUCGAUCUAACAGCUGAUAACGCAAUAGAAUACAAGUUUGCAUGUGGAGAGUUUUAUGGGCAAGAUUUCGUGCAAAACAAUGUUGAUGGUAUCAAAAUGGAAGACGAUGCGUUACUAAUUGUGGACGAGAACGGCUAUGCAGGGAUAACAGAAAUCAAGAGAGCCUUCCUCGCGAGUCCAGGCGUGGACCCGAACUUAGUUCCUACUGGAUGGGUAGAAAAUCAUUAUAAGUGGAUUGUAUGGAAAUUGGCGUCUAUGGACCGAAUGAAAUUUGGUUCUGUCGUAUUACCAAGGGGAUUGACUCCAAACCAAGUAAUGAUGCAGCUAAAAUAUCGUUACUAUCGGGAAAUCGAUAGAUUUCAAAGACCAGCUUUGAGAAGAAUCUUGGAGAAAGAUGAUGCUUCGACCAAACGAAUGGUCUUAUGCGUCUCGUCGAUUACAGAACGUGAUGAUCGAUCCAUAAAGUUAAUACUGACAGAUGGAUGGUACAGUGUUCAAGCUUCGAUCGAUUUAGCAAUGAUGAGGCACAUAGCAUCCGGUAAAGUAAAAGAAGGUACAAAACUAUUAAUGUACGGCUCCGUACUACAAAACUGCGAUCAAGGCUUCGCACCAUUGGAAGUUCCAGACAGUGUAUGUUUAAAAAUACAUACUAAUUCGACGAGAAGAGCUAAAUGGAAUAUGAAACUGGGCUAUGUAGUACCCUCCGGGCCAUUUGAUAUUAAACUAAACACGAUUGACAUAGCCGGUGGAUUAAUUGGAAAAAUUAAAGUAACUGUCGUAAGAGUGUAUCCGAUGUUAUAUCACGAGAAAAUAUCGUCGAACGAAUCUAUUUAUCGAAACGACAGAUGCGAAGAAAAAGCUAAUAAUGCUUACGAGAAGAAGCGUGCUGCGAUGAUAGACUCAUUUCACGAGAAGUAUUUUCACGCUGGAGAAAGUAAAAUUGAUUCGCAAGCAGAUAGUAUAGAGUUAGCAGCAUACGAGUGGAAGAAGAGUCGCGAGAGACUGUCUAAAGAGGAGUUCUAUUCGAAACAAGAGUUCGAACAAGUUCAAAAUGACUGUCACAAAAAGGAGGAACAAUUCCGUAUGAAGUUGGAAUCUCGUUUACAGGAAAGUUUGCCUCCACCGCGACAAGUAACGCCCGUUUUAAAAGUCCGUGUUGUCGAGGACGAGACCAUUGCCGAUCUGCAGAUCUGGUCUCCCAGCGAAGAGGUGCUGGACAUUUUAAAAGAAGGAACUCACGUUUCAGUGAGUAACUUGAUGCCCGCGAAGAGAAGAAGUACCGAGCUGCAAUUGACUGCAAAUCGGGGCUCGUCGUUCAAACAGAUAGACAUUCCCAAUGUGAAUUUCUUUCAAAGAACAUGUACACUGUUAGGCGAUAUAGAUAAAUCACAUUUCGCACCAGCGUAUGGAGAAUUUGACACGAUAGGUGUCAUCGUUUCUAUUGGAACCGAACCCUAUGGUUUUAAAAAUUUCGAAGCUGUGCAUUUGGCAUGCCCGCGAUCGGAUUCGCAAUCUUCGUACUUAUCGAUAUUAUUUUGGCAAGGAAUAUCUUCUUUCGGGUACGCGGAAGUGCUAAGCGUGGGCAAAUUAGUCGCUUGUACUAAUUUAGAGUGGCGACGUGUUACUCCAUGGAGUAUACCUGUAUCAUACUGUACCGAACGAACCACUUUUACGGGCAAUCCCCGACCGAACUACCUCCAACAACCCUUCCAAGAUUUAAAACGUUCAAUAAUGGACAUCGACUCGUACGUAAGUACUUGUGCGGCAGAGAUUUUGGAAGAAGUAAAACAGAAGAGACCACCGAGUAGACUAUCGGAUGGAAAUAAUUUCAAUAGAUCUCCGUUGAACGAUAGUGUUAAACGCUUCACGAAUCAGGUGUCGCAAGACUUUGCAGAGCGAAGCUUAUUGAGUGAUCGACCUGCAAAGUCUCCUGCUAUACAAAAACGACUUGAAAGAUUAAGGAAUAGCGAUGAAGCGCCUGGUUUAUCUCCAAUAGUGAUUACUAGCUCCAAGCGAGUUUCGUUAGAUUUCAAGUCUCCUUUACGGUCGUCGAGUGACAAUCAGACAAAGACUCGAAAGUCGCUCGGCGCAAGGUUUACAUAAGAUUCUAAUUGUAAGUGAUAAGUUUAAUUAUUUUUAAUUAAAUUCUAAUUGUAAGUGAUAAGCUGGUUA